Molecule: messenger RNA, 3094 nt
Organism: Rhinolophus ferrumequinum (greater horseshoe bat)
Lineage: Eukaryota; Metazoa; Chordata; Mammalia; Chiroptera; Rhinolophidae
Gene: CC2D1B
Product: coiled-coil and C2 domain containing 1B
Exons: 24
Coding region: 533-3088 (851 amino acids)
Biological process (GO): regulation of transcription by RNA polymerase II
Cellular component (GO): nucleus
Molecular function (GO): RNA polymerase II cis-regulatory region sequence-specific DNA binding; DNA-binding transcription repressor activity, RNA polymerase II-specific
Source: RefSeq, a predicted model, not a curated record
CCUGGGAUGGCGGGGGAGAUGGAGUCGGCUGGGGCCGGGCAGGGCGCUGCGUCCUGCCGCGCGGGAGUGGGGUCCCCCGGCUUCGCCUCUCCUCCGCACUCGGCUGCCCUCUUCUGAGCCCGAGCCUGCGUCCGGCACCGAUACCCCCAGCUCGGUGUCCCUGGAACCACAGACUUGGCGUAUCUGACCUCGUCUUUUCCCUGAGCCUGCUCACUCACUGUCCCCGCUCAGUUGACGGUCCGCCAUUCACCCACGACAUGAAAUCUGAAGCCUGGAGUCACCCUGAGCUCCCCCUCCCGUGCGCCCACGUCCAGUUAAUCUCGGAGUCGUGUUGAUUUUAUCCCCGACUCGAAUCCAUCCACUUCUCGCCACCCCCACGCCACCGCAGCUCUCCCCUUUGCCAAGUCCGUUGCAAGACGGGACGGUUUCCAGCCUCCAUUCUCCGUCCUACCUCCUUCCCUUCAGCCAGAAGGAUGUUUGUAUGACUCUCCCACCUGAUACCGUCACACAGGUAUCUAUCUAGGCUACCAAGAUGCCAGGGCCAAGACCUCGGAAGGGCCCUCAGGCCAGCGGCCAGGGUGUGGCAGCUGCCAAGCAGCUGGGGCUCUUUGUGGAAUUCCGCCCUGAGGACAUGCUGCUGGGGACGGAGGAGACUGAAGAUGAUGGAGACCUGGAGGCUGAGCUGCUGGCCCUCACUGGGGAAGUGGGAACCAUAGGCAGGAAGCCAGCACCCAAGGGACAGGGCCCCUUGCCUAUGACCCACAUCGAGAAGUUGGCGGCAGACUGUAUGCGGGAUGAGGAGGAGGAGGAGGAGGACGAAGGGCUGGAGGAGGACGCAGACUUGCUGAGCGAGCUGCAGGAGGUCCUGGGUGCAGAUGAGGAUGCUGGGCCCCUGGAUGACGAUGAGACAGUCAGCUGUGAUGGCUCUGGGGAGAAGGGACAGGAAAACAUCGAACCCCCAGUGCAGACAACUCUCCUAACAGCUUCAGUCCCAGCGGCUCAGGUUGGAGGGCCUCAGGGGCUGCAGGCUCUGCUGGAGGAUCGGAUCCAUAACUAUCGGGGGGCUGCGGCCAACGCCAAGGAGGCAGGUGAAGCCGCCAAAGCCAGGCGCUAUGAGCGUGGCCUGAAGAUGCUAGAGUCCCAGCUGGCUGCUGUGAGGAAAGGCAGGAAGAUCAAUGAGGAUGAGAUUCCACCUCCAGUGGCCUCGGGCAAGAAGCCCCUGGCCCCGCAGGAAACAGCCAACAGGAGCCCUGAGGCAGACCCCCCAGCUGCUCCCACCUUGGAGCCAGACGCUUCUCAGCCUGAGAUGAGCCUCUUGGGCAGCCCUGGCAUUUCUGCCCCACCUGAUUCAGACCCAGACCCACGGGCCCUGUUGUUGGUCCGACAGAGAGAGUACAAAGUGGCUGCCCUGAAUGCCAAGCGGGCUGGAGACCUAGACUGUGCCCGAGAGCUCAUGAGGAUUGGGAAGAGAUUUGGUGCUGUCCUGGAGGCCCUGGAGAAGGGGGAUCCUGUGGACCUGAGCGCCAUGCCCCCAGCACCUGAGGACCUGAAGCCCCUCUCACAGCCUUCCAAGGCCCUCAGAAUACCCUCAGUCGUACCCCCAGCAGUGGAGCGAGUACAGCAAGUGAUGGCCCCUGACACCCCCAUAACCCCAGUGGCCCAUCCUGAGCCACAGACGGUGCUAGACGCUCUGCAACAGAGGCUGAACAAGUACCGUGAGGCAGGCAUCCAGGCCCGGGGCAGUGGGGAUGAGCGCAAGGCCCGGAUGCACGAGCGCAUUGCCAAGCAAUAUCAAGAUGCCAUUCGAGCACACCGAGCAGGACGGAAAGUUGAUUUUGCUGAGUUGCCUGUCCCUCCGGGAUUCCCCCCCAUACCCGGUCUGGAGCCCACUGCAGGCACUGAGGAGGAUGCAGUGGCAGCGACUUUAGCAGCUGCCCAGAAGCUGGCCACCUCGGAGGAUGCGGCCCCAGCAGAGGAAGAUGAGGAUGAGGAUGAGUCUGCAGCCCAGGCCCCAGUGGCCAAGAAGCCAGCACAACCUCUGGUCCCUUCAUCCCGGCCCCUGCCGCAGCCUAAGGCCUCGAGUUCUAAGGAGUCACUGAAUCCGUCUGUGCGGGAACAGCUGACACUGCUGGAAGCACGGAGACUGCAGUACCAGCGGGCAGCCGUGCAGGCCAAGCGAGGCCAGGACCUGGAACAGGCCAAAGCUCAUCUGCGGGUGGCCAAAUGCCUUGAGGCUCAGAUCAUCCAGGUCCGAGCCGGCCGACCUAUAGACCUCUCCAAGGUGCCUUCACCCUUGACGGAUGAGGAGGGUGACUUCAUCCUCAUUCACCAUGAGGACCUGCGACUCUCCCAGAAGGCUGAGGAAGUGUACACCCAGCUACAAAAAAUGCUUCUGGAGCAACAGGAGAAGUGUCUGCUGUUCUCCAAGCAGUUCAUGCACCAGGGCAAUGUGGCCGAGACUACGCGGUUUGAGAAGCUUGCUGACGACCGCAAGAAGCAGCUUGAGAUCCUGCAGCUGGCCCAGGCGCAAGGCCUCGACCCUCCUAGCCACCACUUUGAGUUGAAGACAUUCCAGACUGUGAGGAUCUUCUCAGAACUCAACAGCACAGAAAUGCAUCUGGUCAUUGUUCGGGGAAUGAACCUCCCAGCCCCUCCAGGGGUGACCCCUGAUGACUUGGAUGCUUUUGUACGGUUUGAGUUCCACUACCCUAACUCGGACCAGGCUCAGAAAAGCAAAACAGCUGUGGUGAAGAACACAAACUCUCCAGAAUUUGAUCAACUCUUCAAACUAAACAUCAACCGAAACCACCGGGGCUUCAGGAGGGUGAUCCAAAGCAAAGGAAUCAAGUUUGAAAUCUUCCACAAAGGAUCCUUCUUCAGAAGUGACAAGCUGGUUGGCACAGCCCACCUGAAACUGGAGCGGCUGGAGAAUGAGUGUGAGAUCAGAGAGAUUUUGGAGGUCGUGGACGGAAGGAAGCCCACUGGGGGCAAGCUGGAGGUGAAGGUGAGGCUGCGGGAGCCUCUGAGUGGCCAGGAUGUGCAGAUGGUCACCGAGAACUGGCUGGUCCUGGAGCCCAGGGGCCUGUGAGGUGGG